AUGGAGAUAUAUUCCGAAACCAUCCUCUCGCUGGGCGGGGAAGAGGACAGCGAGGAAGGGCACACGUGGGGCCAGCAGGCGGCGACGAGCCUGAGGGAGAGGUUCGGGUGCUCGCGGAUGGACAAGGUGUUUUUCACCCCUGGAAAAGGGCUAAGGCUGAGGAGGUUUGGGAGGUUUGGGGGGGAUGUUGUGCUAGGUGGUGAUGGUGGUGGUGGUGAUGGUGAUGGUGAUGGUGAUGGUGAUGGGGAGGGGGAGAAGGCGGAUCAGAUCGUGAGGCUUGGGUUUGAGAAGCCGUGGGUUACGGAUCAUUUGGGGGUUGUGGCGGAGGUUGAGGUUGUUGGGUAG
Molecule: messenger RNA, 345 nt
Organism: Hypoxylon fragiforme
Lineage: Eukaryota; Fungi; Ascomycota; Sordariomycetes; Xylariales; Hypoxylaceae
Exons: 2
Coding region: 1-345 (114 amino acids)
Source: RefSeq, a predicted model, not a curated record